AAAAUACCCUGUACUUAUCGGACUCGAACUCCACAUUUUCCUCUCCUCGCUCUCUCCUUCAAACCCUAAAAACCCGUAAUAUAUAAAGUAUUUCAUUUUGCUUCGAUUUCUCAGAAACGAAAAUAUGAUGGGUGUAGUAGCCGGAAUGGAAAGGAUUGGUGAUUUACCUGAAUCCCUUACUCAUCACAUUCUCUCAUUUCUUCCAAUCAAACGUGCUGCUUCAACAAAUUUUAUCUAAUAGAUGGAACAAUCGCUGGUUAUCUCUUCCCGUUCUUGAUUUUACAGAAUGGCGAUCUCCUCCUACUGCUACUACUACACUUGAAGAUCGCAACAAAGAAGAAGAAGAAACCGAUUCUGAUACAGAUGGUUCGGAGCAAGAAUACCGAGUGAUCAAAGAUUCACCUCCAGUAGAUUUAUCAGAGACUAAUAGGUUCAUGCAUUUUCUGGAUAAGGUAUUAUUUCUCGAUAACUUGGCUCAUAUAAAGAAAUUCUGUCUCAAAACUGACAGUAAGUACUUUGAUCAAGACCGUGUAAAGAAAUGGAUCAUUUCGAUUGUCAUGCAUGCUGUCGAAGAGAUCAUUCUUUCCAUUAAGUGCUCAGGUCCUGGAGUGAUUCCAUUAGAACUGUUUAUUGUGAGUCAUUGACUGUGUUAGAUUUGCAGUUUGAGAACAAACAGGUUAUAGAUAAAUCACCAUUAUCACCAAUCUCUUUUCAAAGACUUAAGAAACUUCGGCUUUCGUUUAUUGAAUUCAAGGAUGAGUGAUUGGCAGUGCAGAUUUUUUUCUAAUUGCCCUGUGCAUGAAGAUUUGCAUAUGAGUAAGCUGGUAUUCGAUAAAACUUUUCAGAGGGUUAUACUAAAAGCAGAUAUGAAUCUUUGCAUAAGUUUGUUGAGAAGGUGUCUCAUGUAAAGCGCCUAAUGGUAUCUCAUACCUACUUUUAUCCUAAGAUUCUUGACGACUCAAGCGUUCUCCCUAGAAGCUUCCAUAUGUUCCGUAAUUUGGUCAGUUUUGAAGUGGAUAUUAUUCAUUAUGGGCAAAUCAAAUCACUAUUCGACAUAAUUCUACAGUUUUCGCCAAAUUUAACAUCACUCAUCUUCCGUCAGCUCUUCACGUAUGAUAAAGUCGGUGAGGAUGCAUUGUCGUUAAAUAUAGUGCCUCGUUGUUUGUUGUUCUGCCUAAAGUCCAUUGAAUUUCAGAAUUUCUCUGGGCACCCAGGGGAGAUAGAGGUGGUGAAUAUAUUUCUGGAGAAUGCUAGAGUUCUUCUAUUGAUUACUCUUGGAAGUUCAUCACAUCGUUUGGAAUAUAUGAACAAGAAGAAAUCUACUGCUAAGGAAGUUGAAGAUGCCAAUCAUAAAAUUCUGGAGCAGUUACUGCCAUUUUCAUGGGCUUCAGCUGAUUGCAUGGUUACGUUUUCAAGUCCCUAAUCUAUUUUCUUUUUCUUACAUUUUGAGUAUUGAACUUCACUGUUUUGAGGUUAAGAUUAGGAAUAUGCCUUGGCAAGUCCUAAUUAGAUGCACAUUUUGGCAAACUGCAUGUGUUGAAUUCAUUAUUUUAGAUCUGUGCUCUAGAUUUUCAGCCUAUCUGCCUUGAUUUAGACUCCUCAAAAACUAUG
Messenger RNA from Papaver somniferum (opium poppy), 1611 nucleotides. Its product is annotated as FBD-associated F-box protein At5g22730-like. The record is from RefSeq and is a predicted model, not a curated record. Lineage: Eukaryota; Viridiplantae; Streptophyta; Magnoliopsida; Ranunculales; Papaveraceae. Bases 917 to 1423 code for a protein of 168 amino acids. The transcript is spliced from 4 exons.